Ochotona princeps (American pika) is the source of this 882-nucleotide messenger RNA. It is a transcript of the gene CHP2, whose product is annotated as calcineurin like EF-hand protein 2. The record is from RefSeq and is a predicted model, not a curated record. The transcript has 7 exons. Bases 228 to 818 code for a protein of 196 amino acids. Gene Ontology annotation, molecular function: calcium ion binding. NCBI's taxonomy places the organism in Eukaryota, Metazoa, Chordata, Mammalia, Lagomorpha, Ochotonidae.
CGCAGACCUCGGGCUCAAACACCCUGUUGUUUUCGCCCGCCCCUCCGACCCGCCAACCCUGGGCCAUUGUUUUGUCUCCUCGCCCGGAUCGCGGGUGGGAGGCGAGGAACGCUGGGGUUGUGAAGCCGGGCGGCGUGCCAGCUGCGCGGCCUUCGGCCCCGGGGGCAGCGGGGCCGGCCGCGCCUCCUCGGCUGGCUGUGAGAUCGCCCGGGUCCCCUGUGGCCGCCAUGGGCUCGCGCGGCUCCCACGCCGCCGUCAUUCCCGACGUAGACAUCAUCCGGCGGGAGACCGGCUUCUCGCAGGCCAGUCUGCUCCGCCUGUACCACCGGUUCCGUGCCCUGGACAGGAACAAAAAGGGCUACCUGAGCCGCAUGGACCUGCAGCAGAUUGGGGCGCUGGCUGUGAACCCCCUGGGAGACCGCAUUAUCGACAGCUUCUUUCCGGAUGGGAGUCAGCGAUUGGAUUUCGCUGGCUUCGUCAGGAUCUUGGCUCAUUUUCGACCUGUGGAUGAGGAGGACCCAGGAAUGCGGGACCCCAAGCAACCAGAACCCCUCAACAGCAGAAUGAACAAGCUUCGUUUUGCAUUUCAGCUCUACGACUUGGACCGAGAUGGGAAGAUCUCCAAGCACGAGAUGCUGCAGGUGCUCCGGCUGAUGGUCGGGGUGCAGGUGACAGAGGAGCAGUUAGAAAGCAUCGCGGAGCGCACGGUGCAGGAGGCUGAUGAAGACGGGGACGGAGCUGUGUCCUUCCUGGAGUUCGCCAAGUCUCUAGAAAAGAUGAACAUUGAGCAAAAAAUGAGCAUCCGGGUCCUCAAGUGACCCCAAGCUGCCUUUGGUCGACCUGUGCAGCCCAGCAUCUGCUUGGGAUUCGUUCUCAACCCCA